This is a messenger RNA of Tupaia belangeri chinensis (Chinese tree shrew), 1270 nucleotides long. It is a transcript of the gene GFUS, whose product is annotated as GDP-L-fucose synthase. The record is from RefSeq and is a predicted model, not a curated record. The transcript has 11 exons. The coding region runs from base 77 to 1042 and encodes 321 amino acids. Lineage: Eukaryota; Metazoa; Chordata; Mammalia; Scandentia; Tupaiidae. Gene Ontology annotation, biological process: nucleotide-sugar biosynthetic process. Gene Ontology annotation, molecular function: GDP-L-fucose synthase activity.
GGCGCUCGUGGGAGUCGGAGCCCCGGAGAGGCCGUCCGGUGGGAUCCCCACGGCCUGCAGGCGAGGUACAGCCAAAAUGGGGGAGCCUCAGGGGUCCAAGCGGAUCCUAGUGACGGGGGGCUCUGGGCUGGUGGGCCGGGCCAUCCAAAAGGUGGUAGCAGAUGGCGCCGGCCUGCCUGGUGAGGACUGGGUGUUCGUCUCCUCCAAGGAUGCUGAUCUCACGGAUGCAGCACAGACCCAAGCCCUGUUCCAGAAGGUCCGGCCCACACACGUCAUUCACCUCGCUGCCAUGGUGGGGGGCCUGUUCCGGAACAUCAAGUACAAUUUGGACUUCUGGAGAGAAAACGUGCACAUCAAUGACAACGUGCUGCACGCGGCCUUUGAGGUGGGCGCCCACAAGGUGGUCUCCUGCUUAUCCACGUGCGUCUUUCCUGACAAGACCACCUACCCUAUUGAUGAGACCAUGAUCCACAAUGGACCGCCCCACAGCAGCAACUUUGGGUACGCGUAUGCCAAGAGGAUGAUCGACGUGCAGAACAGGGCCUACUUCCAGCAGCAUGGCUGCACCUUCACCGCCGUCAUCCCCACCAACGUCUUCGGGCCCCAUGACAACUUCAACAUCGAGGAUGGCCAUGUGCUGCCAGGCCUCAUCCACAAGGUGCACCUGGCCAAGAGCAGCGGCUCGGCCCUGACCGUGUGGGGCACCGGGAAGCCGCGGAGGCAGUUCAUCUACUCCCUGGACCUGGCCCAGCUCUUCAUCUGGGUCCUGCGGGAGUACAAUGAGGUAGAGCCCAUCAUCCUCUCAGUGGGUGAGGAGGACGAGGUGUCCAUCAAGGAGGCGGCCGAGGCAGUGGUGGAGGCCAUGGGCUUCCAGGGCGGCAUCACGUUUGACACGACCAAGUCGGACGGGCAGUUUAAGAAGACAGCCAGUAACAGCAAGCUCCGGGCCUACCUGCCCGACUUCCGCUUCACGCCCUUCAAGCAGGCUGUGAAGGAGACCUGCACCUGGUUCGCCGACAACUAUGAGCAGGCCCGGAAGUGAGCCUGGUGUGGGCAUGGAUACCACGGGACCAGCAGCUGGGAGCUGAGGGUACUGCGCACCCCCAAACCAGGUGCUCCAGGCUACUAUCCAGCGGGGUCCACUCAUGUCCAUCCUCAGGGGAACCAAGGCCUGGGCAGGCCUGGUCCUGUGCUUGCUGGUGCCACUCCAGAGUGUCCCCUCACCCUGCUGUCCUCGUCCCGGUAGCCAAUAAAGUGCAUUUUUACAGGC